Messenger RNA from Neoarius graeffei (lesser salmon catfish), 1452 nucleotides. Its product is annotated as CD209 antigen-like protein C. The record is from RefSeq and is a predicted model, not a curated record. The transcript is spliced from 5 exons. Bases 162 to 1151 code for a protein of 329 amino acids. Lineage: Eukaryota; Metazoa; Chordata; Actinopteri; Siluriformes; Ariidae.
UGACCCUUGAAUAAUAUCAUUGUAACUUCCUUGAUAAGUGGCAUGACAUCCCACACACACACACACACAGUCACGUCUAGACUGAGAACGAAACACAGACUUAGACAGGAGUCAGGACUGAUUUGUGUCAGUACAAGAUCAGGAUUAGUGACAAGGGUAGAAUGGAGAUGAAUCUGGAAGUAUAUACAAACCCAGGAGCUACUGCACAGAAAACAUCUCACUCAGAUGAAGGCACUCAUGAGAAUGAGUUGAACUUGGAGACUUGCUCAAAAAGAAACAACGGGGAUUCUGUGAACUCAGGACCCAACACUGCAUGGAGCAGAUGGUAUAGGCUGACUGUAGUGUGUGUGACACUGCUGUGUGUUCUCCUGCUGAGUGCUGUCAUCGUGCUGUGGAUCAAAUUCAACAACCUGAAUACAGAAAACAACCAGUUACAGACCAGUUACAACAACCUGACUACAGAGAGAGACCAGUUACAGACCAGAAACAGCAAUCUGACUUUAGAGAAGGACCAGUUACAGACCAGAAACAACAAUCUGACUAUAGAGAGGGACCAGUUACAGACCAGAAACAACAAUCUGACUAUAGAGAGGGACCAGUUACAGAUCAGAAACAACAAUCUGACUAUAGAGAGGGACCAGUUACAGACCAGAAACAACAAUCUGACUAUAGAGAGGGACCAGUUACAGACCAGAAACAACAAUCUGACUAUAGAGAGGGACCAGUUACUGAUGGAGAGAGAUGAACUAUACAAAGUGCUUUUCAAACAUGGAUGGAAAGUUUUCGGAUCGAGCAUUUACUACAUCUCUACUGAAAUGAAGGACUGGGCUUGGAGCAGACAGGACUGCACAGAACGAGAAUCACACCUGGUGAUUAUAAACAGAAGUGAAGAACAGGAGUUUAUCCUGAAAUUGGUCGGCAGCAGCAGACGGGCUUGGAUUGGUUUGAGUGACACACAAACAGAGGGAGAAUGGAAAUGGGUGGAUGGUACACCACUGACCACUGUAUACUGGCUUGAUGGGGAACCGAAUAAUUUAGGUGAUGAGGACUGCGCUGAGAUUUGGGGUAUUUGGGGUAUGAAGAGCUGGAACGACUUGCCAUGCUCACAAAAUGAAUUAUGGAUCUGUGAGAGAAGCUAUUUUAGUAAUUAGGGAACAGUCCAGUAAAGCAUUCACAAAUCAAGCUGAAUUUAUGGAGUGCUUCAGUUCAUUUUUUUUUAAUUAUAUGUAAUGCUUUAAAAAAGAGACAGAAGGCAGCUUUUCAUGAAUCUGGAAAUACAGAAAUAUAGUUGUAACUGUAUUAGCCUCAGCACUGUUCUUGUAUUCUCAGGUCCUAUCAUGUAAAACUAAGGGUGUGUUCACUGAGACUUGUGUUGUGAAACAUUUUGUUUUCUAUAUUGCAUUUAUAAUAAUUUCUUUUCAAGGACUUGCUUGUUUAAAAAAUCUACCUAUU